UUUUAUGAUUUUUACUUUCUCGGUUACAAUAUCUAAAUCGUGCAGGUGCAGUGAGAGCUAGCAAAGACUUUAGUAGUUAGUUAGUUUAUGGACUCUCGAUGUCAGUGAUGUACCACUAAGGAUGAGCGACAGUCCGUGCCAUGAUAUGAUCUGCAAUACAAGUGGUAUGCUAUUAUAACAAAUAAAAUUUACUGCAGCAGCAAGUACAUGUAGCUGGACACAACAUUGUGGCAGUCACCAUAGAAAUUGGUCAGAGCUUGAAUUCUUUUAGCAGCAUGGAUGCGAAAGUCUUUUUGUUAGGAAGCUGUGGCCUUCUGCUUCGAAUCGCUUUGCUAUCCCAAUCAUCCAGUGAAUGGCUUUCACGCAGGAUAGAGGUGUCCACGCCCUUAUCAUCCUGGAGGAGAGUGGUUGAAGGCAUCACUCUCCUUGAACAUGGCUACUCCCCCUAUGAAGGUGACAUGUUUCAUCAGAGUCCGCUUUUACUGGCGUUCUUCCACGGGAUAUGGCACUUACCAUAUGCAGUAAAGGCAGUGUUUCUGAUUCUUGAUGUUCUUGUUUCCUAUGCACUUUACAAAGUUGCUGUGAUAUACCAGACAUCAAUGCUUGAUGAUGAAAAGAAGGAAAAUGAGAAUUUUGCAAAGGAUGUUGAAGCAAUACAAUACAAGCCUUGGCAUAAUAUUGGAUCUGCAGUGGCUCUUGCAUAUUGGCUGAACCCAUUUGCCAUUGUAACGUGUGCAGCACACACUACAACGGCCUUGACAACCUUCACGCUAGCAUGGUGUGUUCUGGCUGCAAUGAGAGGUCGCCUUGUGUCUGCAUGCUUAGCAUUGGCGCUGGCCAGUCAUCUUGAUCCGUAUAUGAUUGUCCUGAUCGUACCUGUCGCUCUCCUUGUCAGUCAGAAAUCAACGCUGUCGAUUUUCAAGAGCAUCGUGGCUUGCCUCAUUUUCACUGCCCUAGUCUCAGCACUAUUGCUGUGGGCAAGCUUCUGUCACAGUGGUUCCUGGGACUUCUUGCGCUCAACCUAUGGAUUUGUCUUCACUGUUCCCGACUUCACCCCGAAUGUUGGCAUCUUUUGGUAUCUGUUCACUGAGAUGUUUGAGCACUUUCGGACGUUCUUCCUCUGGGUAUUCCAGCUCCAUGUCUUCUUCUAUGCACUGCCACUGGGAAUGCGCUUAUGGCGGCAUCCAUUCUUCUUGUUGUAUUUGCUGAGCCAUGUGGCUGGUGUGUUCAAGUCGUAUCCCUCCGUGGGCGACACUGCGCUGCCGCUUACACUGCUAUUCACCUUUAGACAUCUGUUCAAGUAUAUGCGUAACAUGCUGGUCGUCUCAGUCAUGUUCUUGGCCUCCAUCAUUCUCAUGCCAACAUUCUGGUAUUUGUGGAUCACUGCUGGAAGUGGAAACGCCAAUUUCUUUUACUCUGGCACCCUGGCAUACAACCUGGCUCAUAUCCUGCUUAUGAGCGGCAGUCUAACUGCAUUCCUGCGGCGAGAAUUUGACCUGAAGCACGGAACGGCUCCCCUGGUGGAUGGUAAGCCAGCAGCCGUUCUUCUAGAGUGAAGCAAACCUAUGUCACAACCUUAGACGAUUCCUUAGUGAGAGAUGCACAGUGCCUGCCACCUUAUGCCGUCUUGAACAUUUCACUGGCUUAUUGGGAGCAAGUAGACCAUACUGUCUCUUCAGGUGUAAUUCUAUUAAACACACGGUUGUAGCUCAUCAUUUUUUACUAACUUGCUUUGUUAUUCGGUGAUCAUAUUUUAGCACAAUGAAUCUGGUUUACUAAUGUUCUGUGAUAUCAUGAAAUCAAAGCAAUAACAUUAUUACAAUCAA
Sycon ciliatum is the source of this 1826-nucleotide messenger RNA. RefSeq names its product phosphatidylinositol glycan anchor biosynthesis class U protein-like. Gene Ontology annotation, biological process: attachment of GPI anchor to protein. The coding region runs from base 276 to 1556 and encodes 426 amino acids. Gene Ontology annotation, cellular component: GPI-anchor transamidase complex; membrane. The record is from RefSeq and is a predicted model, not a curated record. The transcript is spliced from 12 exons. Lineage: Eukaryota; Metazoa; Porifera; Calcarea; Leucosolenida; Sycettidae.